Oncorhynchus keta (chum salmon) is the source of this 5658-nucleotide messenger RNA. It is a transcript of the gene ak9, whose product is annotated as adenylate kinase 9. Gene Ontology annotation, molecular function: ATP hydrolysis activity; ATP binding; AMP kinase activity. NCBI's taxonomy places the organism in Eukaryota, Metazoa, Chordata, Actinopteri, Salmoniformes, Salmonidae. Bases 145 to 5421 code for a protein of 1758 amino acids. Gene Ontology annotation, biological process: nucleobase-containing compound metabolic process. Gene Ontology annotation, cellular component: mitochondrion; cytoplasm. The record is from RefSeq and is a predicted model, not a curated record. The transcript has 37 exons.
CGCUCGCACAACAAAGUUGAGGCAUGAGAAAAUGAUAUGGAUAACAGGCACAUAACCAUGGCUAACUUGUUUUAAGUACCUAGUCAAACAGAUGGAAAAUUAUUAAAUGAGGAAGUAUCAUCAAAUGUUCUAGAAACCUCAGUCAUGAACACUUAUGUUGACAACCUCAUUGAGGAUGAAGCUGAGAUAGAGCUUCUUCUUGCCAAACCGACCUGCUUCAUCAUUAUUGGGAAGCCAGGGGUUGGCAAAUCUACUCUUGCCACAAAAUUAGCCCAGUCCUGGAAGUGUGUCUUGAUUGAUGACACAGAAUUGCUCAACCAACACAUCAAUGAUCAAAGAGCUCAAGGAGUAGAGCUUCUUGAGAUUCUGAAUGAAGGGAAAAGUAUCUCAGAAGAGAUGGUGGUCCAGCUGAUUCUGGACAGACUCAAGUCACCAGAGGUCGAGCACUACGGUUAUGUGCUGAGCUGCUUGCCCUCCAUGUCAGAGGAGUACCUGAAGAUACUGGAGCAGAUUGAGUUCAUCAAGAACCUGAGACUGGCACCCGAUUUCAUCAUAAACAUCAAGUGUGCGGACAGGGACCUGAUCCACCGCCUAGCGGGCCAGAGGCAGCACCCCCUGACAGGCAGGGUGUUCCUCAGGGAGCAGUGGGACCCUGUGAAGAAAGAGACCACCAAGAAAAGGAAUGAGACAGACGAGGAUGAGGGGGAAGAGGAGGAAGGGGAGCUGGAGGAGGCAGAGGAGGUGGAGGAGCGCGAGCUGCAGAAGGACAUGAUUACCCAGCUGGUGCGAGCGCAGGAAAACUUCCCAGAGAACGCCUACCGCAGGGUUCUCCUGUACAAGGACACCAUUCUCAGACCUCUAGAGGACUACAUGGCAGACCAUGCUUCCCUGCACCUGUUUGAGCUGGAUGGGAAUAAAAACCCUGAGGAACUCUUCAUGUCAGUGCUCUUCCGUCUGGAGUCCAUGGCAGUGAGGAGGGUUGCUGUCCCCCUUCGGCUGCUCCAGAUCGACGAGGAAGAGCUGCCUGAUGAGAUUGACACGGAGGAGCUGUUGCGGACCAUGUCCUCCUCUAAGACAGUGGCCCCUGGGUUCAGGUGGAGGAGGAGUCGUUGGUGUAGAGCCUGCCCUGUGGCCCUGAAGGAAGGCAAGAUCAUCAAGGGAAAGCCCGAGUUCUCUGUGGGGUUCAUGGACAAAAUCUACAUCCUGUCUUCCCAGGAGGCCUUGGGGAGGUUUAUGCUGAACCCGCGGCGGUACCUCCUGCCACCCAUGCCGCGGCCGCCCUGCAAGGUGUCUGUGAUCGGGCCUCCAUGUGCAGGAAAGAGCACGCUGUGCGCCCUACUGGCCCAGCACUACGGAGCAGAGCUGGUGGACAUGGAGGUCUUGAUGAAGCCAGUCAUCGCCAAGGUCAAACAGGACAUGCUGGAGAAGGUCAAGAGAGACUCCACCCUCAUGGCUAUCGAGAGGGUCAAGGUCAAGAUGGAACUGGACGCCACCCACGGGUCCAUAAACAUGAGAUCCAACAUCAGUGAGGAGGAGUCUGAUGACAAUGAUUCAGCGACAUCCACGACCCACUCCUCGAGUGAACAGACUGAGGAAGUGAUGAUGGAGGUGACAGAGGAGCACCCAGAUGUACAGGCCAUCGUGGAGGAGGCUUUAAAGGAGGCGGAGCAGGUUGUAACCCCGCCCUCUCUGGACCUGUAUGCAGAGGUGCUGGAGAAUCACAUCAGAGAGAUUGAGGUGGCCGAUGCAGACUCAGAGAUCAAGAGAGGGUGGGUGCUGGACAACUUUCCCAGGAACAGGUCCCAGUUGGCCACCAUUCAGGAUCUCCACGAUGGGAUCAUGCCCGAUAUCCUGUUCUGCCUGAAAGACAAUGAUGGGGAAGGUAGGGUAGUAUUGAAGAGGAUGUAUGAACAGAACAGGGAGGAGGUUGACAAGGUAAUCAAGAGGCUUGAAGAACAGCAGAAACAGAAGGCCCAGGAGGCUCAAGAUUCCUUAAACCGUAUGCAGCAGGACCCAGAGGAGGAUCCUAAGCCAACAGAUCCUCAGGCCAAACUGGAGGCAGUGCAAGAGGAGGUGGAGGAUGAUGUGACUCUACCUGCAGUGUGGAAGAGAGGCUAUCCAGACGGUCCAGAGAUGAACCCAUUCAAGCUGCAGCUGAAGCAGUUUGUGAUGGACUGGGAGAGCAUGGAGUCCUCUAUCACAGGCAGCUACAAUGUACUGGAGACCUCUGGCAAGAGCCCUGAGGACCUGGUCCAGGAGAUGGUCUUCCACAUGGAGAAGCCCUUUAAGUACGUGGGCUGGGAGCUGUCAGGAGUAGACCUGGAUGAGGAGGAGGAGGAUGCUCAGGCCUUGGCUGAGCUGGAGAAACCUGAGGAGGCAGAGGGAGAGGAGGAACAGGAGACAGACGAGGAGGCAGCAUCUAAGAGGGUGAUGGGGGACACCCAACAUUUCUGUCCCGUGUCCCUGAAGGAGAACGGGGCACUGAUCCCCUGUCUGGAUGAAUAUGCUGCCAAGUACAGAGAGAAAGCCUACUACUUCUCUAGUACUGAGGCCAGGGAACGCUUCUUACUGAGCCCCGAGACAUACGUCUCACACACACAGCUAUUGCAGGCCCCAGCUCUGAGAGUCUUCCUGCUGGGUACGAGGGGCUCUGAUAAGACCACCCACGGGAAAUGGCUGGCGGAGAAACUGGGGGUUUUUCACAUCCAGUUCAGAGAGUGCCUGCAGGAGCUGAUCCUGGGGAAGACCCAGGCCCGCGUGCCCUACUCUGAUGAGGUGGAACCCCCUGAGGAGCCCCUUGAGGACCUGGAAGCACUUCUGCUGCAGGCACAGGGAGGGGCAGCAGUGCUCUCUAUGGACGAGGAGGAAAAGCACAGUGGGAAGGACAGCCCAGAGGAAGCCCCAGCAGCAGAGGGGGUGGGGCUGAGUGACGAGGAGGAGGCAAUUAAGUCCUAUCUGUUUGAUGGAGAGCCGCUGCCUCAGGAGAUCAUGGAGAUGAUGCUGCCACAGUUCUGGGACCAGGAGCCAUACAAAUCGAAAGGGUUCAUCCUGGAGGGUUUCCCCCAGAACCCUGAGGACGUGUCCUUCAUGGUGGAGCGCCGGCUGUUCCCGGACGCAGCUGUGGUCAUGACGGUGGACGUGAGAGACGUCGUGCGGCGCCUGCUGCCCCCCCGCCUAGCCAGCUGGAGAGAACGCCGUGACCGCAGGAGAGAACAGCUGAGACAAGUCAGGGAUCUACGCCACAAACUACGGGAGGAGGCCAUCACCCGGAGGAGGGCUGAGCUCAUGGCAGAGCAUGCCUCAAAGCAACCAGCUGCAAAGAUGAAGGAUGAGGAGGAUGAGGAGGAGUUUGAUGAGGAAGAGGAGGGGAUGGAGGAGAUCGAAGCCAUGCUGAUUGAGGAGUUUACUCUGGACGAGGAAGAUGAUGGGGAGGAUGAGGAGACAGAAGCGGCUGCCGAGGAGAGGCUGGAGAUGGAGAUCGGGGAACGCUUUGAAACAGACGACGCCAACUUCACUAGGAUGAUGGAACUCCUGGAUGAAAACCAGAUCCCUAAGCUGACCAUCAACGGUGGCCGUAAGUCCAGGAUCGUGCGUUACCAGCUGCUUCAGAAGGUUCAGCCUCUGGUGACCAACAGGGAGGCCCACUUCCACAAGUGCCAGCCCAUCAGCUAUACCCUGGCCCGCAAGCUGCUCUGCUACUCCUUCAAGUAUAACAGCUUCUUCGGCUGCUGGGACCCCGUCAAGUACACAGAGGGAGACCUGAUCCAGCCAGUGCAGGGUCCCCUGAACACAUCCUACCCCGUGCUCUUCCACCAGUUCAUCUACUUCUUCGCCUGCAAGGAGACGAGGAACACCUUCAUCCUCAACCCCAUCAAGUACCUGAAGCAGCCCAAACCCAACCCCUCCCUUCCCAUCAAACUGGUCAUUAUCGGACCCCCCAAGUCAGGCAAAACCACAGUGGCGAGGAUGUUUGCCCAUGAGUACAGCCUGACUCGUCUGUCCAUUGGGGACGUGAUGCGGACUGUGCUGGCCAGCCAGGGUAGGACAGAGCUGGCCACCCAGAUGAUGAAGCACCUCUCCCAGGGCCACACCUUGCCAGAUGAAUUGGCCAUCCAGUGUCUGGAGGUAGCCCUCAUGAGCCUGGUCUGCAGCACCAGAGGGUACGUGUUGGAUGGCUUCCCUAUGACGCGUAAGCAGGCUGAAUUGAUGGAGGCUCGGAGCAUUAUCCCAGUGCUUGUGGUGGAGCUGCAGCUGGACACCGUGGAGGUGCUGAAGAGAGGCCUCAGUGACAAGAUGAAACCCAACAGUCCCCACCUGAUGCAUGACAGCCCCCAGAUCCUGAACAUCCGUAACUCUAAUUUCAAGCAUGAGGUGGAGGCGGUGAGGCAGCACUACCAGCAGCAUUACCAGAACUGGGUCUCUGUGGAUGGACACAACUCCAAGUGGUGGGUCUGGAACAGAAUCCUGGAUGAGGCCCGCAUGAGCAUGAGACACAUCCACACCUACCUGGAGAAAAUACGCACCGGCCAUGCAGCUAGCAUCGACAGGCUGUGCAUAACACCAAAGGAGCUAAAGUCUCGGCUGGGUGAGUUUAGCUAUUACUGCCCUGUCAGCCUCGCCCUCCAUCGACACCUGGUGGACUGUUCUCUCACUACAUCUCUGGAGCUGGCAGCUGAGUUCAGGGGACACUAUUACAAGAUGUGCUCUCGGGAGUACCUGGAGCUCUUCCUUGAGACUCCAGAACAGUUUGUGAUCCCGGGCUGCCCACACGCUCUCCCCCCUUCCCACAUGUUGCCCAAGAAGCUGACGGCCGGCCAGGUGAAGGCCAGGUUCCCCAAGCAGGUGGAGAUGAAGGGCUACUGCCCCGUCACCUACCUGGAUGGGAGGCAGAGGUAUGAGGCCCUGGUUCGUGGAAGCGUGGAGUACUCUGUGGAAUAUCGGGAACAAAUCUACAUUUUCGAGAACGAACAGAAACAGGACAGGUUUCUGAGGUUACCUGAGACCUAUUGGAACCAGAAGCUGCCCGACAAGCUGCCUCCUAUGAGUGAGCCUGUGCAGCUCACCUCCCUGCCCAUGCUAGGCUACAUGGAACAGGGCGUGGCAAGAUCUAUCAUUAAAGCUCUGACUGCCGUCGGUUGUCUCAAACCAAAGUUCCCCUACCUCAGUCCGAAGAGAUCGGCACUCCAUUAUCUUGCAUUUUAUUUGAAAGCCUUCAACCCCAGGAACUCGGACUACAUCCGCCAGAAGUACAAGAAGAAGCUGGCGUCAUUUGAGGAGAAUUGUGAGCUUAUCUCCUACCUGGGCUCCACUAUGACCAAGAAGUACAGAGCUCCUCAGGAGCAGCCCAUAGACUUUGAAUUUAAGCUGCACAGGUUUUUGGCUUUUGGAGAGUCCACAGAGGCUGCUGCUGGGGUGCUAUAGUACCGCAUGACUUGUGAAAUAUUGUUCACUGAAAUGUUGAGCUCUAAGUAUUUCACAGGGUGCAUUGCACUCUUGAUAUAUCAAAGGAUGACAUUAGAAUUGCAGUCCUUUUAAACUGCUAUUAACAUUUUUAAAUGUUUAUUAUUUAACCAAAUGCAUUUUGUUAGUUCACCAUUUGUAAGUUGAAAGUCAGUGGGGUUUUCUUCAUACAUAUUAAAAACCCAGUGCAGUCAGAAA